UUGUUUUACGUCAGAUUUGGAAGUUUACUCCAAUUUUUUAAUCAAUUGAAUAAGACAAGUGAACUUCUUGUCCUUGUCAAAUAGAAAAAGAUCAAACGUAGCUUUGACGUUUAGUGGGAUACAAUUCGUUUUGUUAGUACCCUUAACAGCUUCAAUAAAAGCUAUGGAGUUCACAGUUUAAAUCCCCCAUACAAAUACUUCUCAGUUCCUUGCUACUUUUUCCCAAGUCCAAAAAAAAAAGGGGUAAAGACGAGUAACGUAGCAGUGAUCAUGGCAGUUUUGAUUACAGUGCUCUCGGUUGUGACCAUUGCCUGGGGUCUGCACUUGUUGUAUGUGAUAUGGUGGAGACCAAAAAUGAUAGAGAAGCAGCUAUGGAAACAGGGCAUCCAUGGAUACCCGUACAAGUUGAUCCAUGGGAACACCAAGGAGAUGAUCAAGUUAGGUAAGGAAAAAGGAGCGGAACCUGUGGAAAAGCCGCACGACAUCUUGCCUCGUGUCAAUCCUUUGCUUCAUGAUCUCGCCACUACUUACCAGAAAUCGUUCCUUAUUUGGUAUGGAACAACUCCUUGUGUGGCAAUCAUGGAACCAAAUUUAAUAAAAGAGAUUCUGAACAACAAAUCUGGUGAUUUCCCUAAGCCAGAAAUAAAUUCAUUUACGGAGCUCUUCGUGACUGGCCUUGCAAGCUAUAAUGGAGAUAAAUGGACCAAACACAGGAAACUCGUUAAUCCAGCCUUCCACAUAGAGAAGUUGAAGGUUAUCCUGCCUGCAUUUGUGGUUUGUACCGAAGAAUUGAUUGGCAAGUGGAAAAAGCUUGUCAACUUCAUGGGAUCAUGUGAAGUAGAUAUAUCUGUCGAAUUUCAAAACUUAACCGCGGAUGUCAUAUCGAGAGCAGCUUUUGGCAGCAAUUUUGAAGAAGGGAGGUUGAUAUUCCUUUUCCAAAAGGAGCAAGGUCGGCUCUUUUUACAAUCUCAGAUGAGCAUCAAUUUCCCAUUGCUAAGGUUUCUGCCAACCGAAGUAAACAAAAGAAUGCAGCACAUACACAGAGAAGUUCGAUCCUUGCUGACAGGUAUAAUUGAAAAAAGACAGAAGGCUAUAAGAUCAGGAGAUCACAAAGAUGAUUUGUUGGGCUGGCUACUGAAGUCUAAUCUCAAUGAGCAAAAAGAAAAGAAGAAUUCCAAUGCCGGGAUGACCACAGAAGAUGUGAUCGAAGAGUGCAAGUUGUUUUACUUUGCUGGUCAGGAAACCACGGCCAAUUUGUUGACAUGGACCAUGGUUGUGUUGAGCAUGCAUACUGAUUGGCAGGAGCGAGCCAGGGAAGAAGUAUUGCAAGUUUUUGGGAUGAAUAAUCCAACAUAUGAUGACCUGAAUCGCUUGAAGAUAGUCAACAUGAUUCUGCUUGAAGUUUUGAGGCUAUAUCCACCAACAUCCCUGAUUCGAUGCACAUACAAAGAGACCAAGCUGGGAAAUUUGUGUCUUCCAGCAGGGGUGCAGCUGUUUAUGCCAUUGCACCUUGUCCAUAGGGAUGCAGAACAAUGGGGAGAAGAUGCAAUGGAGUUCAAGCCAGAAAGAUUUUCAGAAGGGAUUUUCAAGGCAACCAAGGACAAAAUAUCGUACUUCCCUUUCGGCUGGGGGCCGAGAAUAUGUGUUGGACAAAACUUUGCGAUGCUUGAAUCGAAAUUGGCUAUGGCGAGAAUCUUGCAGAACUUCACAUUUGAGCUAUCGCCAAACUAUAUUCACGCACCAUAUGCAGCUGUAACACUUCAACCUCAAUAUGGUGCUCAAAUAAUCUUACAUAAAUUAUGAGAAUAAGAGGCACCAGCUGACAGCAACUGCUUCUCUAAUCUAUCUUGUUUCGCAUUGUGCUUGUACAUCUAAAAACUGCAGUCUAAUUUGAAAAAGCCUCAAUCAUUAUUGCA
Molecule: messenger RNA, 1916 nt
Organism: Durio zibethinus
Lineage: Eukaryota; Viridiplantae; Streptophyta; Magnoliopsida; Malvales; Malvaceae
Product: cytochrome P450 CYP72A219-like
Molecular function (GO): iron ion binding; heme binding; monooxygenase activity
Source: RefSeq, a predicted model, not a curated record